AGCAGCAACAGAGCAGCACAGGGUUCAACUCACAGGUGCUCCUCACCGCUGCUGCCUGAAAAUAUACAGGAGUGCUUCUUUUUAUUUUGUAGUAAAAUUAAGCGCUCCGGGUGGAGGAAAACACAACCACACCGGAGGGAUUAACGGGAUUUGAACUUGAAGGAUGUGUGGUAUGGACGUGGACUUGGAUGAUGGCGGUUCAGGCGAGGAGGAGAAAGAGGAGGAGUUCUGGAUCGGGGAGGGAGUGAAGAUGCUGCCCCCUCCCGUGGCCCACAGCGGGGGCAGUGCAUGGGGCAGCCGGAGGGGCAGGUGUGGCUGCGUGGCGUGCGGGGCAGCUCUCAUCCUCUGGGACCUGUGUAUCAUCUUGGCCUGUGCUCUGCUCCUGGCCGUGGUCUUCUCUGUGGUGCUGCUGCCUGCAGUGCUGCUGCUGUACGCCGGUUUCCUCUGCCACUCCAGGGUCCUUGACGCCCCCUCUGCCAUCUGCCGUUACCUUGACGACAACAGCUGCUCCGCCCUCAUCAUUCUGGGCUUUGUGAUGAUGUCCCCGCUCGUGGUGGUGGCUGCCGCCGUCUUCUGCGGUCUGCUCCGAAGGUUUCGACUCCUGCUUCUCAUUCAGCCGAUCACACGCGCCUGGUACAGAGGGCGGCUGCUGGAUUGGGCGGGCAGUGUCCACGCCUGGGUCUGAUCAGGAGGCGCUAAGGAUCAGAUAUGUAAACAGUCAGGGGGGAUGUAAGAUAGAUUGGUGUAAAAUACAGGGGGUAGACAAAUUAACAGGAACACCUUACAAUGUAUUCAGUGUAGUGUGAGAGUUGUUGACUCAACUCAAUGCUACAUUUUAAGUACAGUUUGACUUCACGGAAAAUGUGUCUGGACAAGAGUUAGUUAGAUCUCUUUCAUAUUGGCAGUUUAUGGGGAAAAAGGUUUUUGGCACAAUUUUUUUUAAGGUGCAAUACCAGGAUUGGCCACCAGGAUAAAUUGGAUGCAAGGCUGAGCUGCAGGGCUGUAUGUAGCUCUCUUACCACACUGACAUCAACCUCACCUCGUGGCGACAAAAGCCAAUUGUUGUGUCGCCUCACUUUACCUGUGUUUUGUCCAAGAAGAUGCCCUGAACACUACAAAGAUCAAAGCCAACUGCACAUGCAUGAGAGGAAAUAACUAUCCCUAGCAGCAGGAGGAAGUCUGUAUUAACUGUUCAAAAAGGGAAACUGGAAGACUGACAGGACAGAUUCAAGAUGCUUGUUAGUCCGUUGGGACUGUAGCAACAGAGCCCGAUGUUGAAGGAAUAAAUGAUAUUUACCGUGCGCUAGCAAACAAUAACACAAACAACUACAAACCGUUUCUGCUAAAGAGCUCUGUAGCUAGAAAAAAAAAACAUAUCUAAUAUAACAUGUUCUUUCCAUUUUAUGCCCUUUUGACUGUAGUCAUUUGUUUGCUUUCCUCACAUCAGUUUUUUUUCUUGUGCGCUGAGGUGAACUGUCAAUCACAGUGAUUUCACUCACCGACGGUCUCCGCUGUCUCCGGAAAAAAAACAGACAAGGGCCAACUAUUGCCAACAGUACAGGAAGUAAGACAACAGAUACCCACUGAAGGCCUGAUAUUAACCGAUGGUCUACCAUUGGCUUUGUGCCUUUGGGCCCUAAUGCACAUGUACAAACCGAAGGUUUUUAUCAUCCUCGUGAAAAAAAAAGGAGGAUGAUAAAAAAAAAGUCUUAUCCACACAAGCACUGUUAAUAAAAAAAUCUCCGUCCAAGUAAAAAUACAAAUACUCUGCUCCUCAAAGGGUGGACGAGUAACUGUACAUUUAUGCAUAAACAUGUAAAAAGUCCUGUUAGCAUGGUUCAAGCAAACAUUCCUUUGGUCACAUCUGCCAUUGCACAAAAUGAAAUGCAAACUCUGAUGUUACAAGCCAAAAGCUCUGUUUUCCCUCUCUGUACUUGAAAACAGACUGUCUGAAUAUUACCCUGAAAGUUUUACAAAAAGUCUGUUUUCAGUGACUUAAAACACAAUCUGCAUGUGGACAAAGGGCACAAAUGUACUAGGUCUUAAAUUUGUGGGUCUUCUUGGCUGGGCGUGUAACUUUCUGAAGUCUCUGGUGUCCUCACAGUGUUGGCAAGACUCCGGAUAGUUAGUGCUGUGGUCAAGAAAAAGUUUUGAGCACUUAAUCUCCCUGUAAAACUUAAUUGAGCUGUUUUUUUACACUUUGCUUUUUGUAUAGAUUAAACAAAGGAGAUAUAACUUUGGACAGAGCCAGGCUGGCAGUGUCUUUAUGCUAAACCAAGCUAAUCCUGGCUUCUGGCUCUAUCUUUUAUCCUUCCUAAGGGCGUAUUAAAAGGUGUCUUGAUAAUUUUGUCUACCCCCUCUACUUUAAGGGUCAUUUGGGGAUUCGUUGAGAAAAUAUGAUUGUGCUUAAGUUUAUUGUAGCAAUUUCCGUCUCGGUCUAAUUUGUCUUUGUUAUAGAAACCACUUUUUUUUUCAGAGAUUGGUGGAGUGACGUCUUUAUUCUCACAUACAAAGAUAAAGAUAUUCUGCAUUCAUUUGAUCCGAAGAAACAAAAUGCAUCUCGGGACAGUCCAAAACAUUUUUCUAAAAUGAAGGAUCAAUGUAAAUGUUCAUAUCAAUAUUGCAAUAUCACAGCGGCUUUAACAAAAGAAAGAUUCAAAGGAAUCAUCAUUUUCUUUUGAGAAGGUAGCAGUUUCAAGACAGUGAGGUCACAAAAUGAUUCACCAUAGAAGUAUUCAAUUAGAUUUUGUACAUAAAGCCAACUAACUUUUUGUGAUUUUGUAUUGCCUAUUUGCUAAUUAUGUUGUCAUUGUUACAUAUGGGACUUUCUCUGAAAUAUACUGCUGUGAAGUUAUUUGUGGUUGCACAUUAGAAGUUUAGCAAAAAGUCAAAACACAAUUGUAAACAUUAGAUUUGUUGUUUUGAGUAAAACUUGGUCCAGUGUGUUGGACUCAGCCUUUAAUCACCCUAAAAAUUAGGAUGAAUAAUGUAACAGGUCUGAUAAAAAAAAAGCACACAAAGACUUUAAUAUUGUCUGUGAGGUGAACUAAAUGGACACUGAUGUUUGUUUAGUUGAUGUAGCAUCAUUAGCAGUCAUUUCUUGUGUGAGGGAGGGAAAUAUAUCAAACAUAUUUCAUUCAAGUGGAUCUUUAUUGAGAUCACGUUGUGCCAUAAUCAAACACACACCCUUCAUUAUAAAACAGCAGCAGUAGACACAACGACAAAGUAAUGGCUGUUAAGUGGAAGCCAGGUGUUAAAGUGAGACGUGAAUCAUCGGAACAGGAGCUCGUUCUGCUGCCUCUGUGCUUUCUGCUCAUUUAAAUGCAUCAGUGACACACGUGCCACACAUCCUUUUUAUCUGCGUGUCCGCGCUCUGUAAUUAAGUGUUCAGAUUUCUCCGAAGAAGGCCUUGAAUCAUAUUUCAUGAGGAGCAUUUAUCACUUGUCCUGUGCUACUGUUAUCAUGAUCAAAUGUCUUUUCUAUUUAAGCAUAUUUAUUAACGCAUUUAAGUCAGUCCUGUUAUUGAUCCUUCAUUGUGUGUCUGUUUACAGUGAUAACGCCCUGUUAGUUCCAGUAUUUUAAGAGGAAGAAAAAAGGGUCCGCAUUAUUUUUGGCCGAGCUGUAAGCUGGUAAACAUCACACCUGAACUAUUAACUGGAAACAUUUCAGUGUUUUUGUAUUUUUCAGCUUUUCAUGUCAGUGUUAUCAACAAAAGAGCAACACAUUGUCAUGUUCAGACCUUACAACAAUAAAAACAGGACUUUUUUUUUCAGUGUCUCUGUUGUGAUGUGACCUGUUUGUAAACGUUUUUGGAUUAGAGUCCACUGAGUGAUGACUUAAAGGAACAGUUCACACCAAAAUAAUAAUAAAAAAUGUAUUCUUCCUCUU
Messenger RNA from Plectropomus leopardus (leopard coralgrouper), 3888 nucleotides. RefSeq names its product transmembrane protein 88b-like (gene tmem88bl). Gene Ontology annotation, molecular function: PDZ domain binding. Gene Ontology annotation, cellular component: plasma membrane. Lineage: Eukaryota; Metazoa; Chordata; Actinopteri; Perciformes; Serranidae. The record is from RefSeq and is a predicted model, not a curated record.